AUGCAUUACGGGUGAAGUGCCGACAGUCUGUCAGGAAACGAGUGAAAAACGUUCUGUAAUGCUUCCUGCCAGGGUUGGAGAAGAAGCCUCUAAUCUGAAGGCUGUGCAUAUAGUCAAGUACAGUACAUUAGAAAUGACAGCUUCCACUGCUAUCACAUGCUUUACAAGAGGACUUGACCUUAAAAAGGAGACAGAAGAUGUCCUUUGCCCAGCAAAUUGUCCUCUAUGGCAAUUUUAUGUCUUUGGGGAUGGAGUUUAUGCCUCUCUUUCCAGUAUCUGCGGAGCUGCCAUACACAGCGGGGUGAUCACUAAUGCAGGAGGAGCUGUAAGGGUACAGACUCUCCCAGGACAAGAAAACUACUCUGCUGUAAAUGCCAAUGGGAUCCAGUCUCAGGUGCUCACAAGAUGGGCUUCGUCUUUCUCAGUGACUCGUAUCAAGAACACAGCGCUUGAAGCAGUUGGACGAUCGGUAUCAACAGCGCGUCCUUCUACAGGUAAAAGACCUAAGAAGCCACUUGAUAAAAAGGCUGGAAACAAAGACUGUAAAGCUGAUAUUGCAUUUCUCAUUGAUGGAAGUUACAACAUUGGCCAACGUAGAUUUAAUUUGCAGAAAAACUUUGUUGGAAAAGUAGCUGUGAUGUUGGGAAUUGGAACAGAAGGGCCUCACGUUGGAGUUGUACAGGCCAGUGAACAUCCAAAAAUUGAAUUCUAUCUGAAAAACUUUACUGCUGCAAAAGAAGUUUUGUUUGCCAUAAAGGAAUUAGGGUUCAGAGGAGGCAAUUCUAAUACAGGGAAAGCUUUGAAGCACACAGCUCAGAAAUUCUUCUCUUUGGAAAAUGGAGCACGCAAAGGAAUUCCCAAGAUCAUUGUAGUGUUCCUAGAUGGCUGGCCCUCAGAUGAUAUAGAAGAAGCUGGCAUAGUGGCCAGAGAAUUUGGAGUCAACGUAUUCAUUGUAUCUGUAGCAAAACCCACAACAGAGGAGCUGGGAAUGGUACAAGACAUUGCUUUUAUUGACAAAGCUGUCUGUCGAAACAACGGGUUCUUCUCUUACCAAAUGCCCACCUGGUUUGGUACUACCAAAUACGUGAAACCUCUCGUCCAGAAACUGUGUUCUCAUGAGCAGAUGUUGUGUAGCAAGACAUGCUACAACUCUGUCAACAUCGGUUUCUUGAUAGAUGGUUCCAGCAGCGUUGGAGACAGCAAUUUCCGCCUUGUGCUUGAAUUCAUCAGCAAUGUUGCAAAGGCUUUUGAGAUCUCUGACAUUGGUUCCAAGAUUGCAGCUGUGCAGUUCACAUAUGAUCAGCGUACCGAGUUCAGCUUCACAGACUACACCACAAAAGAAAAGGUCCUCUCGGCUAUCCGGAACAUCCGCUACAUGAGUGGUGGCACUGCUACUGGUGAUGCCAUUUCUUUCACAACCAGAAAUGUGUUUGGGCCUGUGAAAGAUGGACCUAACAAAAAUUUCCUUGUUGUCUUGACUGAUGGUCAGUCUUACGAUGACGUUAGAGGACCUGCUGCUGCUGCACAAAAAGCAGGAAUAACAGUCUUCUCUGUUGGUGUUGCCUGGGCACCUCUGGAUGAUCUGAAAGACAUGGCUUCUGAACCAAGAGAAUCUCAUACUUUCUUCACUAGGGAGUUCACAGGAUUGGAGCAGAUGGUUCCUGAUAUUAUUAGAGGCAUCUGUAAAGAUUUUUUGGACUCUAAACAAUAAAGCAAAAUUCUGCUGUUGGAUAUUACUACUUUUGAAACUAAAAAUCAUGAAACUGAAAUGGUCCCUCUAAAGUACAAAUGUUUUACUCAUAUAUAUAUUAUCACAAUGCAAGGGAAGAAGGGCUAUUUUUUUGUUCCUGUAGUCAGCCAAGGAUUCUUGUGAGCUUGUUAGAAUUUGUACUUAAUACUGGAAUGCAGAAUUUGGCCAACAGCUAUUAUUUUCAAUACGUAUAUAGUAUCCUCAAGUUUAAAGCUAUGCAUAUUGUGCACUUAAGGCUAUCAGAUAUCAGCAGAGGAAACAAUACAGCUCUGACAUUUUUGCUGUCACUUGCCAGAGGUCUUCUCACAAGUUAAAAAUAAUAUAAUUUUAAAUACA
Balearica regulorum gibbericeps (East African grey crowned-crane) is the source of this 2086-nucleotide messenger RNA. The record is from RefSeq and is a predicted model, not a curated record. Lineage: Eukaryota; Metazoa; Chordata; Aves; Gruiformes; Gruidae.